Archocentrus centrarchus (flier cichlid) is the source of this 4520-nucleotide messenger RNA. RefSeq names its product mitofusin 2 (gene mfn2). Gene Ontology annotation, biological process: mitochondrial fusion; mitochondrion localization. Bases 249 to 2528 code for a protein of 759 amino acids. NCBI's taxonomy places the organism in Eukaryota, Metazoa, Chordata, Actinopteri, Cichliformes, Cichlidae. Gene Ontology annotation, molecular function: GTP binding; GTPase activity. The transcript has 18 exons. Gene Ontology annotation, cellular component: mitochondrial outer membrane. The record is from RefSeq and is a predicted model, not a curated record.
CCAUUAAUCCUGAAGAAGAGGUCGGCUCCUGAAAGCAGACGCAGAGUGGAAAAUGGAAACAACCUGUUCGACCUGCGUUUGACGGCUUUGGGAUUUACGGGAAACCGACGCGGUCUAAGUCAAGGUCGACGCUUCAACUGGGACGGAAACCGCGGAGCCUGAGACGCUCCGUCCGCCCCUUCACCGAGUGUUUGGCCGGGCCGGGAUGCGACAGCGCCGUGUGUGAAUAACGACUCCAUCCGCGUGCCAUGUCUUUGGUAUUUCCACGACUCAACACCAACCCAUUUCACGGCAAGAAGGAAAAGAGAAUCAUGGCGGAAGUGAAUGCAUCACCACUCAAACAUUUUGUCACCGCAAAAAAGAAGAUCAACGGGAUCUUUGAGCAGCUGGGGGCUUACAUCAAGGAGAGCGCUUCCUUUCUGGAAGAUACAUACAAAAAUGAAGAGCUGGACCCGGUUGCCACAGAGGAGCAGGUCCAGGAGGUCCGGGGUUACCUCGCCAAGGUGACGGGCAUUGGAGAAGUUCUAGCUCGCCGGCAUAUGAAGGUGGUUUUCUUUGGAAGGACCAGUAAUGGAAAGAGCUCCGUAAUCAAUGCCAUGCUGUGUGACAAGGUUCUGCCAUCUGGAAUAGGACACACCACCAACUGCUUUCUGAGGGUGGAGGGCACGGAUGGGAAUGAGGCCUUUAUCCUCACUGAAGGCUCUGAGGAGAGGAAGAACAUAAAGACGGUGAACCAGCUGGCCCAUGCUCUCCACCAGGAUGAAGAUCUAGAUGCUGGCAGCCUUGUUUGUGUGAUGUGGCCUAAAGCCAAAUGUGCUCUGCUCAGGGAUGAUCUGGUGUUGGUGGACAGCCCAGGUAUUGAUGUUACCACAGAACUGGACAGCUGGAUUGACAAGUUCUGUCUGGAUGCUGAUGUGUUUGUUCUGGUGGCGAACUCUGAGUCCACGCUGAUGCAGACGGAGAAGUCCUUCUUUCACAAGGUCAAUGAGCGACUUUCUAGUCCCAACAUUUUCAUCCUGAACAACCGCUGGGAUGCCUCAGCUUCAGAACCUGAAUAUAUGGAGGAGGUCCGUAGGCAGCACAUGGACCGUUGCACUAAUUUUCUGGUGGAUGAACUGGGUGUGGUGGACCGAGCCCAGGCCAGUGAUCGUAUCUUCUUCGUUUCUGCCAAGGAGGUACUUCAGGCUCGCGUUCAAAAGGCUCAAGGAAUGCCCGAAGCAGGUGGCGCUCUGGCAGAGGGAUUUCAGGCCAGAAUGUUUGAGUUCCAGAACUUUGAGCGGAGAUUUGAGGAGUGUAUAUCACAGUCAGCAGUGAAGACCAAGUUUGAGCAGCAUACAGUGAGGGCCAAGCAGAUCUCCGAAACCCUGCGGCGCAUCAUGGAUUCUGUAUACGUUGCUGCACAGGAGCAGAGAGUCUAUUGCCUGGAGACCAAAGAGGACCGUCAGGACCGAUUGGAAUUCAUUGAUAAACAGUUGGAUCUGCUGACCAUGGACUGUAAGGCCAAAAUCAAGAAGAUUACUGAGGAGGUGGAGAGACAGGUGUCUAAUGCCAUGGCAGAAGAAAUCAGGAAGCUCCAUGUGCUGGUGGAUGACUUCCACAUGGACUUCCAUCCAUCACUAGUGGUGCUUAAGGUCUACAAAAAUGAGCUUCAUCGACACAUAGAAGAGGGCCUGGGCAAGAACAUGUCAGAGAGGUGCUCCACCUCCAUCACCAGUGCGCUGCAGGCCACACAGACCGACAUGAUUGAGGGUCUGAAGCCUCUGCUGCCCAGUACGGUGAGAGAGCAGGUCGACAAGCUGGUACCUCGGAACCAGUGCUUCAGCCUCAGUUAUGACCUGGCCUGUGACAAGCUUUGCAUGGACUUUCAGGAAGAUAUCAGCUUCCACUUCUCUCUGGGCUGGACCAUGCUGGUCAACCGCUUCCUCGGACCCAAGAACACCCGACGUGUUCUCAUGGGCUACAGUGACCAGGUUCCUCGGCCCAUGGCCUUGACACCGGUCAGCACCAGCAUGCCUCCAUUCCCGCAAAGCUCCAUGACCCAGGAGGAGCUCAUGGUCUCUAUGGUCACAGGUCUUGCUUCCCUCACCUCCCGUACUUCCAUGGGUGUCCUUGUUGUGGGUGGAGUGAUCUGGAAGGCAGUCGGGUGGCGUCUCAUCGCUCUGUCAGUGGGUCUGUACGGGCUCCUCUACAUCUACGAGCGGCUCACCUGGACCACCAAGGCCAAAGAGAGAGCCUUCAAGAGACAGUUUGUGGAUUACGCCAGUGAGAAGCUUCAGCUGAUUGUCAGUUACACUGGAUCCAACUGCAGCCAUCAAGUCCAGCAGGAGCUGGCUGGGGUCUUUGCUCAGCUCUGCCAGCAGGUAGACAUCACCCGCCAAAACCUCGAGGAUGAGAUCACUGACAUGAACAGCAAGAUCGAGCUGCUGGACAGCCUGCAGAGCAAAGCUAAGCUGCUACGGAACAAGGCGGGCUGGCUGGACAGCGAGCUCAACAUGUUCACCCAGCAGUAUCUCCACCACAGCAAGUAAUCAAGGUGGAGCAUCCUCAGAGGGAUGAAAUAACACCAGAGGAACAUUUAGUACCCCUGCUGACAUUUCCUCUAGGAAACACACAUUUUAGGUAUAUUUUAAGUCACUGACUUAAUAGAAGAGGAUCCAUUGAAGGGGAAGUUUGGAUGUCUGACAUAAGUGGAGCUGCUAAUUAGUCAUGAUUUGGUUGUGUGGACAUGAGCUCAGGAUUAGUGUCUUUGGAGCUCCUUCAUGUUCCAUCUUUAGGUGCUUGAUAGACACCCUGAGCUCUGCCUGUGCAUCCUUAUCAGCACUGAUCAGUGGCAUGUACCACCUUCUAUCAGAAACUCCACACUGUCCAUUAAAUGGGAUUCCAGUGAACUGCCACUUUCAGCCUGUGUAGAUGUGAUUUUUGUUUAUGCAUCUGAGCACUGGACCAGUGGAAUGCAGGUAAGGCACUCCACGAGGGGCACACGUGUCUGCUGUCAGCAGAACGUGGUAGAUUAUUCUACAUGAUGAUGCUCUGUAUAUUUGGAAGAGAGUGAAGUGAAAGCAAAGCAUUGAUUGGUGGUAUGAAACAGCCUGCUGCUGCACUGACAUCCUCACAUUUUCCUUAUGGGCUCCAUCAGUGUGACAAACACAACCUGCUGUUCACACACCAUCAGCUAAUGUGUAGCUUUGAUGUGCAUUUCCUUUAUUUCCUUUCAGAUGCAUCUGAAUAAUUGUGCAGAUUGGUUGUUUUCUGCUUUAAACACUGUGAGAUUCCACAUAACUGAAACAUUUGGCUUCAUGUCCUUUUCCUGAUAAAUUCCAUGUCGACUCAAACCACCGUCUUAUCACACUAACCCACUCUGGUUCUUAUUAAACAUGUAAAGAUUUCCUGUUUACGCCACAUCAUCACCACUGACAGGUGAUCUUGGUACAAUAUGAUCUUAUAGAUUUCAUAUAGAUAUUACUUAGAUUUGUCCCACAUUGCAGAUAAACCCCACACACACACAUGCAUGGUAACUACACUCCCCCACGGUAACAGCCUUCCCCAGCAAGACAAUGUGGCUGCCACAAGGAUGUGUGAAGUAAUGUGGAAGAUGCUGGAGCAGCCUCCAAAGUGUCCAGAUCCGGUGUAAUCGAGCAUCGAUGUACCAGAACAAGCUCGAUCAGCUGAUGGCCCGCUCCGUGAUCCACAGGAUCUGAAGGACACGGCGUCAGUCUCCCAGUUUCAGGCACUGCUGGCCCCCCCCGGAGGUCCUGUGUCCAUGUGGUGAGGGGUCAGAGCGUCUGUGGAACCCAGACAGUAUGAGGUUUUAAUGAUUCUGCUGAUCGUGUAAAUAAGGCUCCAGAGAACCAGUAGCUGUUAGGAGCAAACAUUCAUGGUUGGUUUGGCUUCUUGAUGCUCUGACUGGAAGAACACACAACAGAUUCUCCUGUUAGGUACAGUUUGAUUCAGCAGCAAUACAGAGAGAAGAUUGGAGCCACAUCUUUUGUGCCUAUGAAAAGUGUGUUUUGGGUGCAUUAAAAUAAAGGAUAUGCACCUUUAUUUUCUAAUUUCUAGUCCAGACUUCUCACAGACCUCAGAAGUUUCAUGUGAUCCUUGUUUUUUGCCACAUGGCUGUUGAACUCUUCCAUUAACAAAGCGAAUGUGUGUGGAAUAGCAUUGUUGACUUGCACUGAAUGCUGUGAUCUCUGAUGUGUGUUAAAUUAGGUGAUUUUCUUACCAGAGCAUAGAUGUGCCUGAAACUGUCCACAGUCAGAAAUGCCAAAUGCUGCUGCUGUGAAACACUUCUUUCAGGGUGGAGUUGUGGACUUCAUCCGUUUGCUUUUUGUUUUUUCCUUUCCGUUUUCUCACUUUGUUUUUGCCUAAAGCAAAUGUGCACCAACAGAAGAGUUUUCUGGCUUCAGGAUGGUACCUGCAUGCAGUCACUAAUGUACUUUCUUGUCCUAUUAAAAUGUGUAUGUAUGUGUAAAAAAAUAAAUAAAAGUGGUAAACAAAAAAUAAAUUAAAAAAAUGAAAUAAAA